UGCUAAUAUAAAGCUGAAAACAGUGUAUAUUUGAGGUUAGAAGGAACAUGGAAAGUAGAUGGCAGCACUCUCUUUAGGAAGAAGAGGAAGGCUCUUUGUAUAAAAAUGAAACUUCUGAAGAUCACAGACCAUAGGAUUUAUAGCUGAACGGACAGGAGAGAGCACUUUAAUCUAGAGGCCCAGAAAAGGGAAGUGACUUGCAAAGAAUGAAUAGCAAAGAAGUAAUAAAUAAUCGAGCCGGGAACUCAACAGAAGUCUCCAGGGUUCUUUCCAUUCCACUAUCCCAGUCCCCACCCCCAACAACCCUGAGAAAGACUGUUUUUUUUUCCAUCUAUAGGCAAAUAAAUUUAGAUAACCUUUAAAUACUUGUCUAAUGGUUACAUCCUGCUAUGUUCUCCGACCCCACACAAAAGUGCAAGCUUUAAGAAAGGCUGCGUGAUCAGAAUACAAGACGCCCAGACCUCCUUCUGGUCUCAAAUGUACUUGCCACGGACUGAGGAGGAGAAAAGACGGAAAGGAGAGAUGGAAAAAAUAAUAGGAGACAGGAAAAGUGGAUCACAAGGGGGGAAAAACAGAGCAAGAAAGAAGACAAAACAGAAAUUCUGGGCUUUGUCGGCCGCCGUACCACCCGGAGCGUCUGUCGCUAUGGCAACUUUGGAAAGCGGCGGGAGGAGGUGACUUUGUCUUGGGGUUCGCGCGCGCUUAGGACUCCUGCUUUUGUGAAGCUGUGACUAGGGCUCCUAACGGCCUAAUAAAUAUUCACUCACCUUUUUUGCAUAGCUUCUGGAGCAACACAGAACAAUUUCCCCAUGGAUUUCACAGAGGCUUCCUCUAGCUCAUGGAACUCAGGCCGGGGUCCUCUGGUGAAUGUCUCCUUGCCCAUUCCUGCCAUUGUCUUCAUCAGUGUGGUCGCCUACUUGCUGCUGCUUGGCCUGGUGCUGCUGGCCAGACGUUACUUGGUGGAGCAGGACUGUUGUACAGACUGCAGAGGGCCCUGCAGGAAGACAGACACCCAUGGUCCCUUUGAGUGUUGCCAGGGCUGCGCUGAAGCCUGUGACUUCCCUCUACCCAAUCCAACCAGAUGCUUGGAUGCCUGCUGUCCCCAGCCUAUGGAAGCAGGUUGGACUCCCCAGUGCCCCAGAUGCUUCCCACUGUGUGACUGUGCCUGUGCCUGCCAGCUGCCCGAUUGUCAAAGCCUCAAUUGCCUUUGCUUUGAAAUCAAGCUCAGAUGAGGAUCGUUUGUUCACGGUUAUGGAACGUGGCCUUCCAGAGGACCUGUCUACCCCAAGUGCUGAGAAACAUUCCCUGGCAGUAGGAUCACCACCUCAUUGGAGCCCCAACUGUCUUGCCCACCUGUUCCCAAGGGCGGGCCAUCCUUUGGUCUUCAUUGGACCUAAGCAGAGAAGAUCCAGGCUCUCCUAGCAAGAUGCAGAGAGCAGUUACCCUAAAAGAAGUAAACCUUCUUAAGAGCUGGGGACCUCAAGCACCUUGGAGAAAAUUCAUG
Molecule: messenger RNA, 1504 nt
Organism: Antechinus flavipes (yellow-footed antechinus)
Lineage: Eukaryota; Metazoa; Chordata; Mammalia; Dasyuromorphia; Dasyuridae
Exons: 5
Coding region: 810-1232 (140 amino acids)
Source: RefSeq, a predicted model, not a curated record